AUGGGCAAAGCCAGGGAUUCUGCACGCAUUCAGCGGGGUUCGUUAAUAGUGGUACCAAAAGAGGCCGAUUUAGGAUCUUAUUCAAGAGCUACCAAUCGGUUCGACACCGAUUCUGUUGGUACCCCAAGGUAG
This is a messenger RNA of Protopolystoma xenopodis, 132 nucleotides long. Lineage: Eukaryota; Metazoa; Platyhelminthes; Monogenea; Polystomatidea; Polystomatidae. The record is from the annotation of a GenBank genome assembly.